Molecule: messenger RNA, 345 nt
Organism: Loa loa (African eye worm)
Lineage: Eukaryota; Metazoa; Nematoda; Chromadorea; Rhabditida; Onchocercidae
Exons: 2
Coding region: 1-345 (114 amino acids)
Source: RefSeq, a predicted model, not a curated record
AUGACAGCGUAUUUUACCGCCAAUACAGAAUUUGAUACUGAUGAUGAUGAUGAUGAUGAUGAUUGUGAUGACUUAACGUAUGAUCCUAAGGUCGAUGAUAAUGAUGAUAACGAUGAUAAUUGUUCCGAUGAUACAUUGGUCAAUUGUAAGGAGGAUGAUAAAUUAGCAAAAAAUCAUGAAAAUUUGUGUAGGUUGAAUCGUAAUUUAUCUCAAUGUUCAUCAAAAUUCAAACGUAGUGAUUCAACAGCUCCACCAGAUUCACCGCUUUAUAAGCCACCUGAUGCUGGAAGAAAAUUUCUAAAAGCUGUAGCAUCACCUUGUUCACCGCAGUUAUUGAAUGUUUAA